AUGGCACCGCAAAUAUCUCCGGCGUUUGCGGCGCACUCUUCUCCUGCUGCCAUUGCCGAGUCCAAGGCCAAGCCGUGGCUUAUAGAAACCUUAACGCACAUCAAAGCCAAUGAGCCGCUCGAUCAGACGUAUUUCACUAAAAUCCUGUCGUCGCUAAACGCAUCCUGGACGCUUGCAUCGCUCAUUUUUGGCAAGUCGGAAUUACCUUCGGACGAAGACAAUACCGUUCAAAUCGAAGCAUUUGUUGAUGAUAUCCUUUGCAACAAGGUCGAAUUCAAGCUGACCGCACGCACGAUCGAGGCCCUCAGUGAAUAUUAUACGGUCCAUUGCUAUGUUGGAGAACAACAGCACAAUAAAUCGCAUGAGGACCUCAUUCAGGCCAUCGAAUGCUACGUCUUCUCGAUGCCUAUCUCUGUGUUUGAGGACUUCGAGAAGAACGGCGCCGUUGACCCAAUCCAGAGUCAAGAUGUCAAAACCAGCAUCUUGGAUCUUUUGUCCAACUAUGGCCCCAUAAUAACGAUCAAUGCGAUACCUGGAAAGACCUCAGCCGAAUUAUCAGAGAGAGCGUUCCCGCCAGGCGAGUUCCCCGCCGCCGCUUUCGACCUCAAGUCUCUUUUGAUCCGCAUCUGCCCUGCCCAAGCUGCUUCCGCAGGACGAGCUCAAGGGCUUUUCCACAUGGGAUAA
Molecule: messenger RNA, 684 nt
Organism: Pyricularia pennisetigena
Lineage: Eukaryota; Fungi; Ascomycota; Sordariomycetes; Magnaporthales; Pyriculariaceae
Exons: 1
Coding region: 1-684 (227 amino acids)
Source: RefSeq, a predicted model, not a curated record